Molecule: messenger RNA, 1695 nt
Organism: Phoenix dactylifera (date palm)
Lineage: Eukaryota; Viridiplantae; Streptophyta; Magnoliopsida; Arecales; Arecaceae
Source: RefSeq, a predicted model, not a curated record
AUGGAGGAUUACCAUAAAGAAAUGGAGGUUGCUAUGAUAAGGGCUAAUAUCGAAGAAGAUAGAGAAGCUACGAUGGCUCGGUUUCUGGCUGGGUUAAACAGGGAUAUAGCCAAUGUAGUGGAGCUUCAGCACUAUGUGGAGUUAGAAGAUAUGGUGCAUAUGGCAACGAAGGUGGAAAGGCAGUUAAAAUGCAAGGGGGCAGCAAAGUAUACUUCGGGUUCUGGUUCAUCUUGGAAGUCGAAUUGGAAGAAGGAUGACAAAGUUGUUCCUACGGAAACACUCAAGGGACAUAUUGCUUCACAAUGUCCAAACAAAAGGACCAUGCACACGUAUGACAAUGGGGACGUGCUGACCGACAGUGAGAGUGAUGAAUUAAUGCCUUCACUUGAGGAUGCUAGUGAUGAUGGGGUUGAAUAUCCAGUGGAGGGAGAGUCACUUGUGGCCAGACGUGCCUUGAAUUCCCAAGUUAAAGGAGAUGACAUGGAGCAGCAAAGGGAGAACAUCUUCCAUACUCGUUGUCAUAUAAACAAUAAGGUAUCCAACAUGAUUAUAGAUGGGGGAAGUUGCACAAACGUUGCAAGCACCACAUUAGUUGAGAAAUUACACUUGUCUACCAUUAAACACCCUAGACCUUACAAGUUGCAGUGGUUGAAUGAAUGUGGGGAAGUUAAGGUUAACAAGCAAGUUUUGAUUGCUUUUUCAAUUGGUAGAUAUAGUGAUGAAGUGCUGUGUGAUGUAGUCCCAUUGCAUGCUGGUCAUAUACUUUUGGGGAGACCUUGGGAAUGUGAUAGAAAGGGAUUUGAGGAUGUGUUUCCUGAGGAUGUUUCUAGAGGGUUACCUCCCAUUAGAGGCAUAGAACAUCAGAUUGAUCUCAUUCCUGGAGCUGCCAUUCCGAACCAUCCGGCCUAUAGAAGUAAUUUGGAGGAGACAAAGGAACUUCAGAGGCAAGUUGAAGAGCUCAUGGCAAAGGGAUAUGUUAAAGAGAGUUUGAGUUCUUGCAUAGUUCCUGUACUUUUUGUUCCUAAAAAAGAUGGUUCAUGGAGGAUGUGCAUUGAUUGCAGAGCUGUGAACAACAUAACGGUUAUUUUUCUUGGUUUUGUUGUAAGUGCACGAGGAAUAGGGGUUGAUGACGAGAAGGUAAGGGCAAUUAAAGAGUGGCCAACACCUAAGAGCAUAACUGAGCGUUACCUUAACUUUGAUAAAAUUUUUGAAAUUGAGUGUGGUGCCUCGGGAGUUGGUAUAGGAGCUGUUUUGAUGCAGGAGAUGCGGCCUAUUGCUUAUUUCAGUGAAAAGUUAAACGGGGCAGCCUUGAACUACCUAACAUACGACAAGGAGCUUUAUGCACUUGUGAGGGCGUUAGAGACUUGGCAAUACUAUCUUUGGCCCAAAGAAUUUUUCAUUCACACAGAUCAUGAAUCUUUGAAGCAUCUUAAGGGUCAAGAAAAGUUGAACAAAAGACAUGCUCGAUGGCUGGAAUUUAUUGAAACCUUUCCGUACGUCUUCAAAUACAAGCAAGGUAAGGAGAAUAUAGUUGCAGAAGCCUUAUCCCGAAGGUAUGUUCUUCUUACUUCUCUAAAUGCAAGGUUGCUUGGUUUUGAGUAUGUCAAGGAAUUGUAUGCCAAUGAUCAUAACUUUACUGAUGUGUUUGUUGCUUGUGAAAAGGGAGCAUUUGGUAAAUUUUAUAGAGUUGAAUAG